AUGGAUGAUCAUGUGGCGCGGACUGCUCCAAUGGACCUACCUAACAACAUCAAAUUGGACGACCUCAUUGGAAUGCUCAAGAGUGCAGAGGCACUAAACCAAGAUGUCAGCGAAUUGCAUAGACAAAACUGUCUGGUUCGCUUAGACCAAGAUGAAGAUACCUCACGACCACUAUCCCGCCUUCUUAAAGACCAGUGCGAGAUCCUCGACUCCUUGAUUCAGGGGUUGGCAGACUUCCACGAGUCGGUUCGGAAGACCAUCAACAUAUGCUCUCGACCGUCUGUAAGACAUCUUGGGCUGCUAGAUAUGCCAGAUGAAAUACUCUUUAACGUCUGUGGCUAUGCGAGAGGAUGGGAGAUUAGCCACCAUAUCGAUUCGCGCAAUCAAAUCCCAGCAGAGGCUCUGAACACAGUCAGAAGUCUGAGACUGACUUGUCGAAAAUUCAACGAUACCAGUUCUCAUCUUCUCAUCCCCUUCAUACGUUUUGAUCCGACCGAUUCGGCAUCGAUUGCGCGUUUUGACAAUAUCUCCCGUCACCCUCUCAUCUGCAAAGGCGUCACAAGUAUUCAAAUUCUGUUGCAUCAGUACGAUAGCUUUCUUGCAAGCAGCUUCUCGAAUUUUGCGGACUAUCAAAUCAGGAUGCAGUCGGAAUUUCAUGCAGACUGCAGAAGGUUUUUGGGGUCCGAUGCGGCUGGCUCAGUAGAUGGGUCUACAGACGUACUCGGCAUACCCCGAGACGUGGCCUUGGAGAAAUUGCGCAAAGCGGAGGAAAUCGUACAGGCAUGGCGUGAUUUCCACGGUGACUUACCUUCUGCUGAUCUUACCCAGCCGAGGGCGAGGUACCGACUUCUUCUGAACCGAGCAUAUCGAGGGUACAAGAAAAGGUUUACCGUGCAGAAGAGCCUGCAUGAGGGCGACGUAUUUACUAGCUGCAUAGCAGCAGCGAUUGGGAGAAUGCCCAUGGUCCGGAGAGUUAGAUUAUGUGACUACGACAUCCGAAGAGGAAUACCUAUUCGGCUCAUUGACAAUGAACACGUCUUGCUGAGAAGCAUGAUACGCCCGAUGAGUUGGGAGGAGUCCAAGGGGAGCGGGUCGCACCAAUCACCUCUGAAGCUCCUUUACAGCUUGCCAAUUGCAAUGCAUAAAUCGGGUGCGAACCUCACAUGCCUCGAGAUCGCUGUGUCACCUCCUGAAGAUUUUUCUGCCCUCGCCCUUCACAUAGGGAAUAUUCAGGACCUCACAGAUGCCAUGCGAAAUCUGAAAGGCUUCAAAUUUUCGAUUCUAGGGAGCGGUUCAGCUGUGAGGGCUAUCCGAGAAAAAGGCGAAGAGGAGCACAUCUGUAAAUUCAUCUCUACUGUUUUGAAUACCUCAAGCGUUCAGGAUAUAUUUAUCGAUCUGGAUCGUCUAUGGAGCAACUUGUUCGAUCGGUCACCUCUUGGUUUCACUUUGGUAACUUCAUUCUCUCCACGACCUUGGCCAAAUCUCGGACGACUUUGUUGGCGAGGAGCUCGGGUCCAUCUUGCAGAUUUCAAACAUUUUUUCGAACGAGCACGAUCUGUCAGGGCUGUUUUCAUGAUGCAACUGCAUCUCCUUACUGGAACUUGGGCGGACUUACUUGAUUUGCUGCGAAAUAUAUUGGUGGGACAUGUACGCAUUCGAUUUCCAUCAGGAGCAGAGUGUAGCAGAAUGUCGGACGAAGAAAAAUGGAGGAUCUUUGAUUCAAGACAGGUAAGGGUGGACAGCCUCGCAGAUGGUUAUAUCAUGAAGCGUCUUGCAAAUAACCCCCUCAGACCACAACUUGAAUGA
Messenger RNA from Cadophora gregata, 1806 nucleotides. RefSeq lists its product as uncharacterized. Bases 1 to 1806 code for a protein of 601 amino acids. The record is from RefSeq and is a predicted model, not a curated record. The transcript has a single exon. NCBI's taxonomy places the organism in Eukaryota, Fungi, Ascomycota, Leotiomycetes, Helotiales, Ploettnerulaceae.